This is a messenger RNA of Linnemannia hyalina, 975 nucleotides long. NCBI's taxonomy places the organism in Eukaryota, Fungi, Mortierellomycota, Mortierellomycetes, Mortierellales, Mortierellaceae. The record is from the annotation of a GenBank genome assembly.
AUGAACAUCAAAUCAAACGCUGCUGCCCUCAUCGCACUGGUGCUGGCCUCCAGUGCAAAGGCCGCUUUGUUGGACGAUAUCAUUCAGCCUCAGGCUCCUCCCGCUGCUGGUGCAGACCCCACUACUCCUAUUAUCCCAUCACCGCCAGGAACAGGCACCAACACCACCGCUGGUACUUCUACUUCUGCCACCCUCCCUACUGCUUCUACAGUCCCAGUUAUUCCACCCGCCAAUCAAACUACUGCCGUUAUCACCACUCCACCUGUCGCACCAACAACCGGUGCCAUCACGACUUCCAGACCACUUUCAUCAACUACGCUUUCUGUCACUGCGACCGCGACCACUUCGAUCUCGCCCACCCCUACUCAGACUCCCAAGGAUUCUGGUGGCAGCAGCACUCAAUUGGCCACCGCUGGUAUUGUUGUUGGUGCAGUUGUCGUCGCUGCCGCUAUUGGUAUCUGGGUCUUCAGAAAGUGGAAGCUCUCGCCAUCGCGGGAUUUCCAAUCCAAGAUUCGCGGAGACGAUUAUGCAGACACGGAUUACCCUCGCUCGUACGAGAACGAUACAGUGCGCCUGCAUCACAUGAAUGACCAGCCCGCCGAACCUGCUGCUGCCAAAUCGCCUUACAGUGCCAAUACCGCCUUCCCUGUGGAGGACCAGUACUACGAUGCCAACUAUGCUUCCAAGGACCAAUCCGGCGGAUACGGUCAACCGGGCUACAACGACUAUGGCCGCGGAGCUGCACCCGGAUACGACCAAGGAGGCUACGACCACGGCUACACCGAUCACAACAACCACAACAACUAUGGACACGACGGUUACGCUCAGUCGAACGCUGGAGGAUACGGAAAUGACAACUAUGCCCAGUCCCAGGUGGGCGGUGGCUAUGGAGGAAGCCAGGGCGGGUAUGCAGCCUCGCAAGUCGGAGGUGGAUACCAGCAGCACGGAGGAUACGAUGAGUAUGCGCGUCGCUAA